Messenger RNA from Closterium sp. Naga37s-1, 241 nucleotides. The record is from the annotation of a GenBank genome assembly. Lineage: Eukaryota; Viridiplantae; Streptophyta; Zygnematophyceae; Desmidiales; Closteriaceae.
AUGGAAGCCCUCAGCAUUGACGACUGGCCCAAGGAGCAGCAGGCGGCGCAGCAGGCGGCACCACAGCCACAAGAUGAGGCAGCAGAGAAGGCCAAGAGGGUGUGCAACCUGGGGAAGCGGCUGCGGCAGAUUUUUGCCCUGAUUCCCUGUUCUGUCCAAACCCUGUUGCUCUGUCCACUCACUCGACCCGCUGCAGAUGAGGCAGCAGAGAAGGCCAAGAGGGUGCGCAACCUGGGGAAGU